GCUUUUUUAUCCUAUUAGUUUCGCUUUACCUCGUUAUUUAGAAACAGAUAGAAAACAAAGAACCCUGAAAACGUAAAUAACAUGGUAGGGAAAGUAAAGCGUGUGCAAGUUUUUCAUCUGCUAUGUCUAUGUUCCGUGAUCUUCUUUUUUGUAUUCUCUGCGAAUGUUUCCAGUGAAGCAGUGCCGCCGGAAGAUAAAACGGCGACGGUUUGGCUAUCUAGAAUCAAACGGUCUGGUAAUGAUUAUUGGUCGAAAUUCAAAGAGACUUUAGGACGUGGUCACUCCCGCUUUUUUCCUCCUAACAUAGAUUUUAGAGGAAAGGAUGAUGCAGCAGAGAUGGGAGCGGGAGAAAAGAUGAAAGAGGCGGUCACAAGGAGCUUCGAGCAUAGUAAAGAUACGGUGGAGGAAGCUGCCAGAUCAGCGGCAGAGGUGGCGUGUGAUGCAGCUGAAGCGGUGAAAGAAAAGAUGAAGAGGAGCGUUUCCGACGGAGAGACGAAGCAGCAUCAGCAGACGGAGGGUACUAAUGAACUUUAAGUACGUUGUCACUUUCAGCUCAUGUUUUUCUUAGUGUGUGUUAUUCGAUCGGUGUCUGAACAACGCAGUUUUGCCACGUAUCAUAUGCUUUGUAUUGUUUCUCUGUCGACCCACAUGCUUUUUUAUUUAUUAACGCAUCGCCAUGUCACAUGUUGUAUCGUCGUUCUUCAUUAUCCUUUGCGUGUAAAAAAACAUUUUAGAUUCAA
Brassica napus (rape) is the source of this 740-nucleotide messenger RNA. RefSeq lists its product as uncharacterized. The coding region runs from base 82 to 534 and encodes 150 amino acids. The transcript is spliced from 2 exons. NCBI's taxonomy places the organism in Eukaryota, Viridiplantae, Streptophyta, Magnoliopsida, Brassicales, Brassicaceae. The record is from RefSeq and is a predicted model, not a curated record.